Molecule: messenger RNA, 5481 nt
Organism: Patiria miniata (bat star)
Lineage: Eukaryota; Metazoa; Echinodermata; Asteroidea; Valvatida; Asterinidae
Product: ETS translocation variant 1-like
Exons: 11
Coding region: 296-1921 (541 amino acids)
Biological process (GO): cell differentiation; regulation of transcription by RNA polymerase II
Cellular component (GO): nucleus
Molecular function (GO): DNA-binding transcription factor activity, RNA polymerase II-specific; sequence-specific DNA binding
Source: RefSeq, a predicted model, not a curated record
CUACUCGAUCGACAAGUGCAUUCAAGCUGCGCACGCGCGUAAUACCGCAGGUAUAUUUCACAUGCACGCACCGUGCAUGCAUGCAGUUGAUUCAACAUGGACGGCUCAGCGCGAGAAAAUAACUACAGAAAACCGUGAUUUUUCCCACGAUUGUCGGAGUUGUUUCUUCACCCAGGCAACGCAGAACGGGCUUUGGAGAUAAGUGGAACCUACAGACGGACAAGCCGUGUCUUGGCACGGUUGAUUGAGGCAACAGUAAGCAGGCCCCUUGUUGGGACUCUGAAUACCAGCCACCAUGGGGGAUUGUGGCGGGUUUUAUGACCAAGAAGUCCCCUAUAUGGACCCACAGACUGUUCCCGAUGUAGAUGAAUCCUCACCCGGCCGUUACUGUGACGAUUACGGUUGCGGAUACCGUGCCGAAUGCCACGACAAACUGGACAGUAACUGUUGCCUGGACAAAGACUGCCUGGAGAAAGAUUCUGAAGAACUGUUUCAAGACCUGGAUCAGCUACAAGAUGAAUGGUUGGAUGGCCUGUGUGAUUUGGAUACCGAAGCAGAGCAGUUUGUACCAGACUUCCAGAGCGAGAAUCUUCCUCUCAACGUGAAAAUCAAGGCAGAGCCCAAGAGUCCCAGUUGUCACAAGCCAUGCGCUCACAUGAAGUUCCCCUUUCCUCCUUCCUCUGCGGCCUCCUCCAACGCCACCUCCUUGUCAUCUUCCUCCCACUUCGACUUCAGCAGCCGCAAGUUCGAGUUCGGCGAGCAGCUGGUGGUGGACGUGCCCCCUAUGAAACUGGAGGGCUUGGCUAGUCCUCCUAUCAACACCACCAACUCUGCUGCUACCAACACCGAUGAACGUGGCAGUGCAGGCAACCCACGGAUCACCACACCCAUGCCUGCAGCGUCGUCUUCUUCCCUGCCUAGUCUGGACCUCAACUUCAACGUGGUCAAGCAGGAGAUGGCUCACUCCUCACCGAGAUCCUCCUGCGCUCUUUCGGCUUGUACUCCCUUCAAGGAACCGGCGUUUCCUUGCGGUCGCGAGCACCAAGGAUACAGCAUAGAAAAGAGGUUUCAUCGCCAGACAUCAGAGCCCUGCUUCGUGGCCUUUGCCAGCGAGCAGCGCUCUCCCUUCCAGCGUCAGAACUCAGAGCCUACGUUUCUUCCUUUCAAGCAUCACGGGCUGGUCAACGGUCAGUUUGACCACGGCUACAGUGGCUUCCAGGUCAAGCAGGAACCAAGGGACUUCUACGAAGCUGAGGUACCAAAUUCCUGUUGCAUGGGGUUCCAGCGAGGGGAGAUGUUCAACCAACAAGGAAAUGCUGAUGGAUGUAUUCCCGAGCAAGCAGCCAGACACUUCUUUGAUGAUGCCAGCGUUCCUGAGAAGAUUCCCGAAGGUGAGACCAAGACUGAGACGUUCCGUGAGGGGCCGCCAUACCAGCGCCGCGGCUCCCUUCAACUCUGGCAGUUUCUGGUCACCCUUCUGGAGGACCCGGCUAACGGCGGCUUCAUAGCCUGGACUGGACGCGGACUGGAAUUCAAGCUGAUUGAGCCCGAAGAGGUCGCUAGACGAUGGGGAAUCCAGAAGAACCGACCAGCCAUGAACUACGACAAACUCUCCCGCUCCCUGCGCUACUACUACGAGAAGGGCAUCAUGCAGAAGGUUGCCGGCGAGCGCUACGUCUACAAGUUUGUCUGCGACCCCGAGGCUCUGUUCAUGAUGGCGUUCCCUGACGGCCUGCGCACUCCCCUGACCACCGCGAUGCCCCCGGCCAACGCCUCAGACCGCAGUGUACCGGCCAGCCAGCCGGUUAAGAUCAAGGAGGAACCGGCCUACCAGAUGCAGGAACGCCAGGAUAUGUACGUCCCAGACAUGCUUCCGGCCUGCCCUCCACUCCAACACCACUUGGAGGGCUCCACUUAUUAAAACAAAACAAAAAAAUCAGAGUUUGUAACAGCUACAGAAUCCUGAAAUGGACGACAUUUGUGAAUGUGUGUGUCUGUGUUUGCUUCUUCAGUACCAACCUCAGAGUUUGUCACCGACGCAUUUUGUAUCUGUAGGUUUUGUUGUAAAUUGCGUCUUUAUGUUGUGCAUUCACAGUAUCCUGUAGGAUUAAAGGAACAGUUUGAUGUUGCUUUUUUGGGGGCAAAUAGGACAGGACUUGAAAUUUCUUUAACGCCAAAGCUAUAAAGGAAUGGGUUGUAUUUUGGUUGGGAUUUUAUUAAGUGGGAUUUUUGUUCAGGAUGAAAAGUAUUUUCUUUAAAAUGCACGUGUAAGGGGUUGAAAGAAUUGUCAGUAAACUAUUCUGAAGACACAUUAGCAUUUGUAACUCAACUGUGUUUCUGUACUAUUUUUUUUUGGGGGGGGGGUUAAAAGUUCUUCUUUUUUUCUUAGCAGUGACACUUUGAAGAUCUCUCGUGAUUUUUUUAAAUCUUACAAAAUUAAGUACAUAAUAUUUUGUACACGUUUAUACUUUGGAUUACGCUGUUGGCUGUUUUGUAGUGGAAAGUGGGAAAGUCAAAAUGGGGACAAUAAUUUAGGGCUUUGUGGAUUAGAAGCGCAAAUUCUUACCAAAAUAAGAAAGUUUCGCAGGACUUGAGUGAAUUCAACUUGAUGGAAAAAUGCUCACAAGAAAAUUGUGUUGGAUGGAAGGUGAUUGGCCAUUUAACUCCUUAUAUCGGCCAAUCAGGUUGGAUGGCUCAGCUGGCAAGAAUGACUGACCAUUGUCAUUGGUCAAUUUAGCUGUUUCAUUCAACAUUUUAGUUAGAGAUUUUUUUAUGUCAUAAACCUUUUUAUUGAAUUGUUUAUUUACAAGUAAAAGUACUAUUAAAAAAAGUGUGACACUGAUCACUCUGAAAGAGUUGCUUGUUUGGUUUGAAACGGAGAAAAAAAAAAGAGCUAGCUUAAAUAAUUCAGGAUAAGAAUUCAGGGGAUUUUUUAACUUCACAAUUUGAGGAGAAUAACACUGUAAAAAUUAAGAUUGAGAAAAGGUUUGUGUGGUUUAGUUAUUUUUCCUCUAAUCAAAGAAAAGGGCAGAUUAGAUUUUAACAUAGUACUUGUAGUUUAUCCAGGUGGCAGGGCACCGAGUACUUCUUCACUGAAUGAGUGUGGAAUGGGCAGGGUGGCCCUGGACUGUGUAUAAAUAAAAAUCAUGUUUUUGUACAGAAUCAUUUAGAGAUUCUUUUUUUUUAAAUUCAAAAUAGGUGAUUUGCUUUGGUUAGUAUUACACUCGGCUACAUUUACAUACCUGUAGAACGGGAAGUAUACAUACUGUAUCUAAGAAACAAAGGUGUUUUUUCACGCUCAUUGUAAAGUUAAAGCCCCUUCUUUCUUCAAUAUAUUUUUGUCACUGAAAUUUUAAAAAAAUACAAAGAAUGUAGACUAUAAAGAGAAAAAUAAACAACUAAUUUUUUUAUUAUGAAAAGAACAAAAAAAGAUAUGAAAGGUUAAAAAAAAUCAGAGACACUUAGUUGGAAGGUAAACGUGUGUUAUUAACUUGUAUAAUAUGAUAUUAAAGAUGAUAUUUUCAAGUACAAUGGACGAUAGUGUACAUGUUGUACGAUUAUGAUCAGCAAGGUAUGUACGUUAACCCAUGUUCUUUGGUUUUAAAUUUAAUUAAUUGUAAUGCCAAGUACGCCAGCUUUCCUUGUACUGUGUGUUGUGCAUGUCUCUCUGUACAAAGGCAGUUUACCAGCUAUGCUGGUGUGUUGAGACAGUGUUUGAAAUUUUGACUGGUUUCCCUGCAAACUAAAUACCCCCAAAAUAGGUCUUGUCUGAAUGAAAAUGAGCACUUUACAGUGUUUUAUUAAUCCAGCUUACUUCAAUCCUUAGUUACAAGUAAAUGUACUAGAAUCUUCCAUGCGGCAAAACAAAAUGUAACUUCUGACGGCUUUGUGGCAUUUCAAAUUUAAAGAAAAAGAAAAAACACCGUCUGUUUUGUGAAAGAGGCUGCAUCUGUCACAAGCAGAGCAGUCGGCAAACUUCCAUCAGCCAUCUUUGUCAUGUUCCUAGAAGGCUUAAUAGGGAAGCAUAAUGUAAUCACAUUCCAUCUAAGGCACCAAUCUAUAUAAACCCAACGACCUUGGUAAGGCUGUUUAAGAGUCUGACCCUAUAUUACAAAAGUCUGUGAAAUGUUGCCACGGUAAGCCUCACACAUUGACAUUGUCUACCUUAAGCAGCUAAGUAUCGUACAGAAGAAUCGUUGUACCUUCUGUGUGGUGAAAAACUGUCCAUAUUUAUCGGUGAAAAAAAGUUUUGUCCAGCUGUAAUGGUGUCAUAUGAUAAAUUAUACGUGUUUGUGAAUCAGUUCGUGGUGUGAAAUAGUGGCAAGUGUUUGCAAUUAUCCCCACGCGUCAAGAAAACUAAUUGUAUCUUAAGUAUUACAUUUACCCAAAUCUCCCAGAGGAUUGAUAAUAAUUAUUAAAACGAAUUAAUUCUCCACAGUGGUAUUUAAGUCGUUGCAAACGUAUGACAAAUAUGUAACUUUUCAGAUAGAUUUUUUAAAAAGAUUUUUUAAAAGAUAUUUCAAAUGUUUUCUUCUUUUUUUUGGUAAGGAUGAUGGAGAAAUCAGUACAAAUCAUGUUUUAAAAAGUGUGGUCCAAAAUGUAAGAAGUUCUUUCUCUUGCAUUUAGAAACAUGGUUCCAUUGUGAAUAACCUAAAGUUAGAAAAAGCAUUGUGUUUCCCCACUCGCGUAAAAUAAGUGUUUCCCAGAAUAUAUUUUGUGUUUUUAACCAAAAAAAGUUAAACAGUUUGUUUUAAAAUACAUGCGGAUUUCAAGUGUUGUAAAAAGUGGAGACAAAAAUGCUUCAAAGAUAAUGUUCACCAUUUGUCAUUUUUCAACAUUAAAUCAACAGACAUUGAAUGCUUGGGGAAAAUACUUACUUCACACCCUACAUUCUCUGAGUUGAUUGAUAUCCACAAUUAGGUUCUGUGAUAUUUUGAUGAGUAGACCAAUGCUGAGCCGGUCACUUCUACUUUCUAAAGGGCCGAUGGCUUGAUUUUUUUCCAGUGUUGUUUUUAACCGAUUUAGGAUCAAAACAUAUUAACUAAAGAGUGUAAGGGAUAAUAGUUGGGCCCACUGUGACAGAGCUACGAGGUAGAAAAUACACGUUGAGCAAAACAGUUAUUAGCUGAGAAAAGGCAAAGGCAUUGAGCAAAUACUUUUGCUCCAUCUUUUGUUUUUCAUGACAACAGUUUACCUGCGAAUCUUAGCACAAAUUUGACCAGAUUUGGCUCCAGUGGCAACUGUCUUCCAACUCGGAAAAUAACUUCAAACUAAUGUACUUGUUAAAGCUCAACAAACCCCAAUGUUCCUUCAUCACGAAUGUACAAGAUGUUACCUCUUUCAUAAUUAUUUCUCCAUCACGUUGUUGCUUUAAUCUCGUCUCUCUGUUCUGGAUUGUAUGUACUACUCGCUCUUCAGUUUACUCAGAUUUAAGUUGUUUCAAAAUAAAAGAUACCUUUUUUUGUACAUAUCCAAAAUGGA